Nycticebus coucang (slow loris) is the source of this 3380-nucleotide messenger RNA. RefSeq names its product 2'-5'-oligoadenylate synthetase like (gene OASL). The record is from RefSeq and is a predicted model, not a curated record. Bases 1 to 1515 code for a protein of 504 amino acids. Gene Ontology annotation, biological process: regulation of ribonuclease activity; negative regulation of viral genome replication; defense response to virus. Gene Ontology annotation, molecular function: protein binding; double-stranded RNA binding. Gene Ontology annotation, cellular component: nucleoplasm; cytosol; membrane. Lineage: Eukaryota; Metazoa; Chordata; Mammalia; Primates; Lorisidae. The transcript is spliced from 6 exons.
AUGGCAGUGAUGCAGGAGCUGUAUAUCACGCCAGCCUCCGGGCUGAACUCCUUCGUGACUCUGCAGCUGCAGUCCUGCCGGGAGUGGAAGGAAGAGGUGCUGGAGGUGGUGCAGACCGUCGAACAGUUCCUGAGGCAGGAGCGCUUCCAGGGGGAGCAAGGGCUGGACCGGGAGGUGCGGGUGCUGAAGGUAGUCAAGCUGGGCUCCUUAGGGAACGGCACUGUUCUCAGAAGCACCAGGGAAUUUGAGCUGGUGGUGUUCCUCAGCUGUUUCUGUAGCUUCCAGGAGGAGGCCAGGUACCAUGAAGCCAUUCUGAGCAUGAUGUCGGAAAAAGUGUGGUGUUGCCAGGACCUGCAGCAGCUCGGGCUUCAGGAUCUGAGGGUGUCCAAGGGAGUCCCUCAUGCUCUUGUCUUCACCAUCCAGACCAAGGUGACAAUGGAACCCAUCACUGUCAGCAUUGUGCCUGCCUACAGAGUCCUGGGGCCUUCUGUCCCCACAUCUCAGCUACCACCUGAGGUCUAUGUGAGUCUGAUUGAGGCCUGUGGUGGUCCUGGAAAUUUCUCCCCAUCCUUCGGCGAGCUGCAGAGGAACUUUGUGAAAUACCGGCCAACUAAGCUGAAAAGCCUCCUGCGCCUGGUUAAACACUGGUACCAGCAGUACGUAAAAGACAGAUGCCCCAGGGCCAAUCUGCCCCCUAUCUAUGCUCUUGAGCUGCUGACAAUCUAUGCCUGGGAAAUGGGUACUCAGGAGGAAGAGAACUUCAUGUUGGAUGAAGGUCUCACCACUGUGAUGGAACUGCUCCGGGAGUAUAAAUUCAUCUGCAUCUACUGGACCAAGCACUAUACAUUUCAGAAUCCAGUCAUCGAGGACUGUGUCAGGAAACAGCUCAAAAAAAAGAGGCCCAUCAUCCUGGAUCCAGUUGACCCCACCCACAACGUGGCAGAAAAGUACAGAUGGGACAUAGUUGCUCAGAGGGCCCGCCAAUGCCUGAAACAGGACUGUUGCUACAACAAUGGAGAGCCAGUCCCCAGCUGGAAAGUGAAGGGGGCACGAGACAUCCAGGUGACAGUGCAGCAGCGGGGCUACCCAGAUUUGACCCUCUGGGUGAACCCUUAUGAGUCCAUAAAGAAGCUUAAGGAGAAAAUCUGGGACAGCCAGCAUUACUGCAGCCUGCAGCGCCUGUCCUUUCAGUCACCUGGUAGCGACAGACAGCUCCUCAAAAGCCAAUGCUACUUGUCUGAUUACGGGUUCUUCUCUGACACCCACAUCUAUCUGCUGGAGACAGUGCCCCCCGAGAUCCAGGUGUUUGUGAAGAAUCCUGAUGGCAGGACCCACGCCUAUGCCAUCAACCCCAGACGUUUCAUCCUGGACCUGAAGCAGCAGAUUGAAGACCACCAAAGGCUGCCUAAAGAGCAGCAAGAACUGCUGUUCCAAGGCCAAGUCCUACAGGACUGGCUGGAUCUGGAAGUCUAUGGCAUUCAAGACAGCAACACCCUUGUCCUCUCCAAGAAGUAAAAGGCUUUCUUUCCAGUCAGCUAGUUUCCUGAGGAAACUUCUCUGUUCAUUUCUGCCAGAAUUCAUUUAUCUCAUCAAUGAUCCUUCCUUCUAGUUCUCUUUUUUUUUUUUUUUUGUAGUUUUUGGCCGGGCCGGGUUUGAACCCGCCACCUCCAGUAUAUGGGGCCUGCGCCCUACUCCUUUGAGUCACAGGCACCGCCCUCCUUCUAGUUCUUUUCUGGGGAGGGCCCAGGUCAUCACUAGUUUUAUAAAUAGUUAUCCUAGCCCUGCCAGUAGGGGAACAAGCAGAGGUAUGAGAGACUUAAUGUGCAAUGGACAAUGGCCAGACCACAUGUGACAAUAAAACCCAUAACUGGGCGGCGCCUGUGGCUCAGUGAGUAGGGCGCCAGCCCCAUAUGCCGAGGGUGGCGGGUUCAAACCCAGCCCCGGCCAAACUGCAAAACCCAAAAAUAGCCAGGCGUUGUGGCACGCGCCUGUAGUCCCAGCUGCUUGGGAGGCUGAGGCAAGAGAAUCGCGUAAGCCCAAGAGUUAGAGGUUGCUGUGAGCCGUGUGACACCAUGGCACUCCACCCGAGGGCGGUACAGUAAGACUCUGUCUCUACAAAAAAAUAAAUAAAUAAAACCGAUAACUCUCUGAAGCAACCAACCCCAAACUGUCAGGUCUUGGUCAAUAACUGCCAGCUUCUCUAAUUCCACCCCCCACCCAUCCCUAUCCUGCUUCCAAUUUAGGACCAAUGAGAGAAAGCCAAAUAAGCUCCCCAAACCACUCACAUCCUUAGCACAGCUCCUAGUUAGCAUGCUAACAGCUUCUCCAUAACAAAAACCUUUAUCAUGGUAUACCUGAAGCCUUCCCUAUCUUCUGCUAGAAAGGUUUCCCCAUUCAGUAUUUCUUUGAGGCAAGAGAUGGUGGCUGGUUCCUUUGCCAUAGCAAGUUGAGAAUAAACAGCCUUUGUUGUGGCCAGGUUCACCCCAGCACUCAGCCCAAAGAAGGAUUGCUUGAGGCUAGAAAUUUGAGGCCAGCCUGGGUAAUAUAGCAUAAACCCAGUCUCUACAAGAAAAAAAAAUUUUUUUUUGAGACAGAGUCUCGCUAUGUUGCCCUAGGUAGAGUGCUGUAGCGUCACAGCUCACGGCAACCUCAAACUCUUGGGUUUAAGCGAUUCUCUUGCCUCAGCCUCCCAAGUAGCUGGGACUACAGGCACCUGCCACAAUGCCUGGCUAUUUUUCUGUUGCAGUUGUCAUUGUUGCUUAGCUAGCGGGACUGGGUUCGAAUCCGCCAGCCUCGGUGCACGUGGCCAGCGCCAUAACCACUGUGCUACGGGCGCUGAGCCAAGAAAAAAAUUUUUUUAAAUAGCCAGGCAUUUGUGGCACAUGCCUGUAGCCCCAGCUACUCAGAAGGUUGAGCAAGAGUUAAAAGAGUUCCAGAAGAGUUCAAGGCUGCACUGACCCAUGAUCACACACCAUUGUACUCCAACCUCCAGCAUGGGUGACAGAGUGAAAUCCUGUUCUGUCAAAAAAAACUCUUUCUUUGUUCUCAUUUUGGUGCUCUCUGUGUUAAUUUCCACAGGUGCUAGUGGUUAUUUCUAAAUCAUUUGAAUUUCUCAAUUCUGGGAAAUGAGGACUAAGGGGAAACUGAGACAAAAAGAGGCAAAGUCUGGGAGAUUGAGGAUGCAGUAUAAAAAUUUCCCUCAGCUCCUGAAACACACACAAACAGUACAUGAUAGUCCAGAGUCUUUAGGAAAACAAUAGGAUCUUUAUUAUCAAAGGACAUCAUAUAAUCAGGUUUACUCCAAUCGACCAAUAAAAAGUUUACUAUUGCCCUGCUUUCUGAUGGACUACUAUUGAAAUUCCUUGCAAUUCCCAAAUAAA